AUGCAGUUUUCACCAUCAUCUCCCCCUUCGCAGGGGAGAGGAGAAUCCUCCGAUUCUUGUCGUCCCUUCAAUGCCGCCUACUUCCUUCAGCACAGAAAUCACGCGAACGGGGGAAGCAAUCGGCUGCCCGGGCAGCCUGAGCAGCAACUUCCCCCCUUGUGUCUGUACAGCAGCGAAGACGUAGCUCUCCAAGCAACCACAGAUGAUGCGGCAAGUAGCAAAUUGAGUGCAGUCCUUCUGCAUUAUUACCGAGAUGACGUUCUCCCCUUUUUCGUUAAGAAGAAGACGCGACGAGCGCCUCUUAUUAACAGAGGUUACUACUCCCGCGUGGCGGCGGUUCGCCAGAUCCUCGCAGCCUUCGUCGCGGACGUCUGUGCGCAGAGCCGCGCGUCUGGCGACUGCCGUCCUGCUGAGGGGCACGUGCACACUGCUGCGGCGGAGAUUGAGCGUUGGGCUGCUGGCGAUGACAGAGAUCCUCGCCCUGCUGAAUGGCCGAUUGAUAAUCCCCCUGUCCAGUUCGUCAACUUUGGUGCCGGCAUGGACACGCUCUACUACUGGCUAGCUGAACGGUACAGGAACAUCAAGGUGUUCGAGGUGGACUUCAAGGACGUCGUCGCUGUCAAGAGUAGCAUCAUCCGCCAGAACCAAGAGCUCUGGAGCAAGGUCACCCGGUCGGCAGACGAGAGCCAAGGGAACGCUGAAGAAGGCGAUGGCGUCAACACCCCGACAUACACUCUGAUUGGAGCAGAUCUCCGCGACGUCCAAGGCCUCGCUGCCGCUCUGCAACAACGAGGAUUCCGGGACGACCUCCCGACGUUCUUCCUCAGCGAAUGCGUGCUGGUGUACAUGCAGACUCCAGAAGCCGACGCGGUCCUGCGGUGGGCUGCCAAGGCUGUGAAAUAUGCUCCAAGUGCCGUCGCCGUGUACGAGCAGUUGAACCCGACCGACGCAUUUGGCCGCACGAUGGUGCAGAAUCUCCAGACUCGCGGCUGUCCUCUCAUGACCAUCUUUGACUACCCCACGCUGCAAUCGCAGAAGCAGAGGUACCUGAAUUUGGGCUGGAGCGCGAGCUCCGUGGUAGACAUGAAUACGAUCUACGACAAGUUCUUGCCUGUGCAAGAGAAACAGCGCGUGCAGCGGCUGGAGCUAUUUGAUGAACUCGAAGAGUGGCGUCUCAUUCAGGCACACUAUUCGAUCGCAGUCGCGGUCAGCGACCCAGAAGUGACGGGAGACGAACGGCGAGCCGGCCCUCAGCUGAUGACGCUGCCGCACAUGAAGAGCAUCUACGAUGGUCUGGCGUGA
This is a messenger RNA of Besnoitia besnoiti, 1302 nucleotides long. Its product is annotated as leucine carboxyl methyltransferase. Lineage: Eukaryota; Apicomplexa; Conoidasida; Eucoccidiorida; Sarcocystidae. The record is from RefSeq and is a predicted model, not a curated record. The coding region runs from base 1 to 1302 and encodes 433 amino acids. Gene Ontology annotation, biological process: methylation. Gene Ontology annotation, molecular function: methyltransferase activity. The transcript has 13 exons.